CAGAUUGAGCGUUCCUGGAAAGGGAAGUGGCGAGUUUGGCCUAGCGAUCAAGAGAGGCUGGUCAGGGAAGGAAAGGAACCUCAAAUUAGACAUUUCCAAACCACGCCUCACCUCGAUUCACCUUCACUCCUCGACCUCGACCUCGACGUCUCCUCCUCCACCUCCUUUACUUGCUGUCGCUGGUCCCGCCGUCGUCGCAUUGAGUCGUCCGCGACUCAGCUACUGCAAUUAACUCUUGCGACGAUCAAGGCCGGACGGACUCGAUCUACGGCCGAAGAAUAAUUGGAGCUCUUUUAUCUGCACUCAGGGCCGACACCACAACAGUUGUUCCAACAGUUCUAGGACAUUCGUAAUACAAGAUGGGGUCAACGCAGUUCGGGAACUUCCACAACUUCUGCAGAGAUAGUACAUUGCCGAUAUGUAAUAUCUUCCCUGGAUUCAGCUACAAUAAUUCCGCGGGGUUUGCAGGAGGAUGCGAACUUACAGGCAUACCACUUAGCCAUGGACGACAUCUGGGCAAUUUGGGUUCUAUACUUCUCUGUGGAAUAGCAAUUGUGGUCACAGCCUUCCUCCUAUGGCGAUCGGAACAGAAGCAAGCGGCUGUGGGACGGAGAGAGAUGCAAGUUUUCCUCGUCGGAUACAUCCUCAUCGAGAUCUGCGAAAUCUUCACUGUUGGAAAAUUCCCAUUGAAUAAUACGGUUCGAAUUGCGUUUACUGGAAUGCAUCUGGGCUUCAUAGUUGCGACUUUAUGGAUUCUAAUGCUCAAUGCAGUGGUGGGAUACCAAUUACUGGAUGAUGGAACACCAGUCUCGGUUGGUCUUAUGGUUGGCUCUGCGGUAGCACUCUUCACCGGAACUGGUUACAUUACGCUCGACACAGGUUACAAUUGGACUGGUCAUUUCCACGACAGCUUGUCUGGCAACAACAGGAACAUUCCACUCUAUGUGCUCUACCAAUUAGCUCCUCUCGUCUUCCUGUUCGCCUUCUUUGUCCUGGAAACCGCAUUGGUCAUUCGAGUCCUAGGAGAACGCAAACCCAUGAUCUACCUCGCUGCAGCUGCUCUGCUCUUCGCUAUCGGUCAGAUCUUCAACUACGUGGUCAGCGUACACAUCUGCCACGGCACGAGUGGAAAAAUCGACGGAGCCCUCUUCGAAACUCUCUUCACGCUUCUGGCUGUCGUUAUGGUCUGGGUAUUCUGGUCAAGCAUCACGGAAGAUGAUUGGCCAAUGCCUAUCAACAAUACAUACUCAUGAUCGCGACAAUGGACCGAAGCAUAGAAAACGGAGUUCGGGAGGUUACUUAUUUUACGAGCAUCAUACGUCCUUAGACGAUAUUGUUUAAAUUACUGCACGAGUGCAUUUUCGCUAGGAAGGGGAAUUAAGUCAUAAGGGAUGAGGAUUAGGCAUUGGCAGAUACUUCCUCUGUGGAGGUAAUCAAAGUUGAGGGGCUAGGAAAGUUCUGCUUCUGGAGAGAGGGGGGAGAUUCAGUAUCUUUGACGAUGCUGCUCAUUCGGCGAUGAGCUUGUACAUGAUUUUCGAUGUUAGUAGUAUACCCACAUGUAGCGCAUAAUGGAAGACGCAAUGAUUACAAACAGAAGGGACUUGAUCCAUGUUUUUCUUGGUGAUUGAA
Molecule: messenger RNA, 1629 nt
Organism: Mollisia scopiformis
Lineage: Eukaryota; Fungi; Ascomycota; Leotiomycetes; Helotiales; Mollisiaceae
Exons: 5
Coding region: 360-1253 (297 amino acids)
Biological process (GO): protein folding
Cellular component (GO): endoplasmic reticulum membrane
Source: RefSeq, a predicted model, not a curated record